GUCAAAAAUUAAUGUCAAAUACUCUUUAGCUUAGUGAUAACUAUUUUUGAAUAAAGAAAUACAAUUGGGGUUUGGUAAUUUUUGGUUCUUGAAUUGACUAGUGAAUGGCAUUCUUGGUGAAUCCCAAAAUCAACAAUCCAAUGAUUCUUGAAUUUUUGUUGAGCUUUCAUCAGUUUCUUGAUUUUUACUCGUUGGAGUUGUUUUAUGUUGUUUUACUUCACUUUAAGCAACCCCCUUUUCUCGCUUGCCUUUCUUAGUCCUUUUUUACGACUGCUGUGUUUCGCCAAGUUUUCGCACGUCUCGAUUAAAUUUACUGUGAUAUUUGCCACCUCGUAUCGCUUUCUUUGUCUUAAAUUUAUCUUCUUUGUAAUUGUAAUUUUUUUUUUUUCAAUUGGGUUGUUCAAGAAUUGCUUGAAAGUGGAGAAUUUGAAUUGAUCUUCAAAUGGGGGUGGCAAAAGAUUUUUCUUUUUUGAGGUUGUCUUAUGUUGUUUGAUUGUUUUAUGUUGCUUGACUUCACUUUAAGCAACCCCUUUUACUGUCUAUCUUUCUUGGUCCUAAAUUUAUGUUCUGUGUUUUAACUGUAAUUGGCUUUGUUUCUUGAAAUGGGUGUGGGAAAGGAAAAAGAUUGUGUUUAUUGAGGUUGUCUUAUGUUGUCUGUUUUUUGUUGUUAGGUUCUUUGUAAUUGCGACUGUAAUGAACUUUGUUUCUUUAUCUGGGUUGUUCAAGAAUUGCUAAGGUUAAGAAUUUGAAUUGAUCUUGAAAUGGGUCUGACAAAAAGAUUGUGUUUUUUGAGGUUGUCUUAUGUUGUUGGGAAAGCAUUUUUGGUGAACCAAAUCAACAAUCCAAUGAUUCUUCAUUUUUAGUUGAGCUUUCAUUUUCUUUUUAGUUGAUUUAGUUUCUUGAUUUUUGUUGUUGGGGUUGUUGUUUUGUGUUGUUUGACUUCACUUUAAGCAACCCCUUUUUUCUGUAUUUCUCUCUUUUGGUCUUAAGUUUUUUGUAUUUGUAACUGUAAUGGGCUUUGCUUUUUCAUUUGGAUUGUUGAAGAAUUGCUUGAAAGUGAAAAAUUUGAAUUGAUCUUGAAAUGGGUAUUGCAAAAAGAUUGUAUUUUUUGAGGUUGAAGAGGAGAAAAUAUGGAGUUCUGUUUAGAGUUCUUUUCAGUUUAUGGUUUGUCUUUGGAGGGUUUUGCCCAGUAAUGAGCCUCAGGCCUCUCAGAGAAAGAUACCGUUCGUGGGGAGAUGGUUGGCUUCUUGUAAGAAAGGAUGAGAAUGAAUUGGGGCCUUUUUCUGCUUGGAAUAUAACAGGAACUUACAGAGGGUCUUGGAGGUUCCUAGAUUCAACAAAUAACUCUUCGAGGUAUCCUGAUUUUAGGAUGUCCAAUGGCAACUCAGUCCUUGAAUUGAUAAGUAAUCCAACAAAAAUAACUGGUGUACAUUAUGUUCAGGGGGCAAUAAUUUUCCAUGAUGUUUUUGACAAUGAACAUGGAGUUGGUGGUGCACAAAUCAGGGUAGAAGGUGUAUAUAUAUGGCCAUUCAGACAACUUCGAAUGGUAGCUUACAGUGGCAAAGAUGGUGAGUUUGGCCAGGAAGACGAUUAUCUGUUAUCAAAUCCAUAUCACUGGCUUGGAGUUUUUUCAUCCCAGAUAUUCCAGGAGUCUUCUCGAGAUAAGAUUUGGAAAAAGAAACACUCACCAUUUUACGAGAUGGAGAAAAAUUGUAAUAUUGAAAUUGCUGCGCAAAUUACUCGUGUCUCAUCCUCUUCUAAUGAUGGAGCUCGUGACCAUUAUCACCUAGAAGGAUUGAUAGAGAGUCCUUCAGUGGAUGCUGACGGAGACUGUUUCUCACCACUGCUUUUGAAUGCUACUUCUGUCAAUAUAGAGGUUUACUACAACAAAGCGGUGAACUACACAUUGAUGGUCACAUUUAUAUCUUUUCUGCAAGUGCUCCUUCUGAUUCGACAAAUGGAACAUAGCAACACCCAAUCAGGAGCUGCCAAAGUUUCUAUUCUGAUGAUUGGACAACAGGCUAUCAUGGAUGCUUAUCUUUGUCUUUUGCAUCUGACCGCAGGGAUACUUGUUGAAUCCCUUUUCAAUGCUUUUGCAACUGCUGCAUUUUUCAAGUUUGUUGUCUUCUCGAUAUUUGAGAUGAGAUAUCUACUUGCUAUAUGGAAGGCAAAUAGGCCCAUGAAUAGUGGAGAGGGUUGGGAAGCAAUGAGGCGUGAAUUGUCAGUACUUUACAGCCGUUUCUAUGGGAUCCUUUUAGGCGGUAUAUUAUUCAUGUACGAGUUUCACAAGUUUUUGCGCCCUAUUCUUCUGCUUUUACACUCAUUCUGGAUACCUCAAAUUGUAACUAAUGUCAUUCGUGACUCAAGAAAACCGUUGCACCCUCAUUACAUCUUGGGGAUGACUAUAACUCGUUUGGCAAUUCCAUUGUAUGUCUUUGGCUGUCCUCACAAUUUCAUGCGUAUAGAGCCUGACAAGAAUUGGUGCAUCUGCUUGGGAGUUUUUAGUGCGCUGCAGGCAUCAAUUCUUCUGUUGCAGCACUAUCUUGGAUCUCGGUGUUUCAUUCCACGUCAGAUUUUACCCGAGAAGUAUAACUAUUAUAGAAGGUUUGAUCAGGGUGCAAAUCAUGCCACUGACUGUGUUAUUUGCAUGACUGCUAUUGAUCAUACGCAACGCUCAAAUAAUUGCAUGGUGACACCUUGUGAUCAUUUCUUUCACGCCGGUUGUUUGCAAAGAUGGAUGGACAUAAAGAUGGAGUGUCCAACAUGCCGACGUCCUCUUCCACCAGCUUGAAUAAAUGUUGUUUCUUGAAUUCAUAGUGAUAUAGAGAAACUUACAUUGCCCGACCAGUUUAGAAAGACAAAUUAAGUAAAGUUUGAAGAUGUGCAUAACAUGGACCUCUCUCGUUACAUGUAGCUUUCUCAGUCAUUUGAAGUGGGAUCUGAGAGAGACAAAAAGGAUAGAAGGAUUUCGACUUGAAUAUGAAGGGAUAAGCUUUGUUUCAUAGCAAGGUCUUGAAAAAGGAUUUUGUAGUGGUUUGGUCAAAAACCAAUUGAAGCAUGACCAUGGAGGGUCACCAUAUGCAUGUCUAGUGGCGGACGGAAUUAUGAUUUUCACCUAGGGAUGUCAAAAUAUUAGUAGGCAAAUUUGGAUUUGGAAAUCACGACACAAGUACACUAUAGAUAUGGGUUCUAUGUGAUGAAAUGUGAAUGGAAAAUGGAGGGAAGAAAAAUGAAGAAAAAGUGAAAAUGUAUAUUUACUUUAUGGAACAAGUGUUCUCCCAUAUUGGUGGGAGAAAAGAACUUUUUCAUGUUUAAAUAUAGAAGAAUUCCUUCAUGUA
Molecule: messenger RNA, 3338 nt
Organism: Capsicum annuum
Lineage: Eukaryota; Viridiplantae; Streptophyta; Magnoliopsida; Solanales; Solanaceae
Product: transmembrane E3 ubiquitin-protein ligase FLY1
Exons: 15
Coding region: 1082-2791 (569 amino acids)
Molecular function (GO): zinc ion binding
Source: RefSeq, a predicted model, not a curated record